AUGGGCAUCACCCAGUCAUCAGUGUUGUGUUUUGUCAUCGACACCACAGGCAGCAUGAGUGAUGACAUCACUGAGGCUAAGAGAGUGUCCUUCUCCAUCAUGGACAAUAAGAGAGGAACCCUGCAGGAACCUUCAUCAUACAUCCUGGUCCCCUUCAACGACCCAGGAUUUGGACCUCUGAUCACCACAACAAAUGCAGACAUUUUCAAACAGAAGAUCAACGCACUGACAGCAUCAGGAGGAGGAGAUAUACCAGAGCUGUCCCUGUCAGGACUACAGCUGGCCCUCACGGCGGCGCCACCCUACUCUGAGAUCUUUGUGUUCACUGAUGCUCCUGCUAAAGACACUGCACUGAAGAGCACUGUCACUGCCCUCAUAGAGAGCACCAAGUCUGUGGUGACCUUCAUGUUGACUGACAACCUCCGAUCCAGUCGACGUCGUCGUAGGCGUUCCGUGGGUGGGGCUUCAGCCGUAUGGCCCAGUAAGGGUGGAGGCUCCAACCGGAUGGCCCAAUCAGACGCUCAGCUGUACCGUCACCUUGCCCAGGCCUCUGGAGGUCAGGCCAUUGAGGUCACCAAGGAGGAUCUGCACCGGGCCACCAGCGUCAUCGAGGACGCCUCCUCUGCAGCACAG
Oncorhynchus masou masou (cherry salmon) is the source of this 633-nucleotide messenger RNA. RefSeq names its product von Willebrand factor A domain-containing protein 7-like. The record is from RefSeq and is a predicted model, not a curated record. NCBI's taxonomy places the organism in Eukaryota, Metazoa, Chordata, Actinopteri, Salmoniformes, Salmonidae. The transcript is spliced from 5 exons. The annotation marks the transcript as partial.